UUCUAGAUUCGUAUCGAGGAGGAAUACAAGUUGAAAUUGUCUCAGCUUGAAGAAUCACACUCAACAAUUUUGGAGCAACAUAGUUCUCAAUCUAAGAGUGAUAUUGAGUCAAGCAUUGCAGCUUUGAAGGAAGAGCACGAACAAGCGCUUGCUGAUCUUGCCGAAACUCAUGCUGUCAAUAUUAAGGAAGUAAAGAACACCACUGUUGCGAAUGCACGUUCUGAGACUGAACGUCAAUUACGUGAAGAGUUCGAGUUACAGAUCGAACAAUUAUCGUCAAGCCAUAAUCAGGCUAUCGAUCAACUUCAGACACAUCAUUCUAGCCGCAUGGAACAACUCGAAUCUGAAUUGAAGUCUGAAAUCGAUAAACAAGCUGCUAUUGCACUUGAGCAUCAAACGAAAUUGGAUGGUCUCUUAUCCGAGCGUGAUGGUCAUUUAACAAGCAUUCAAAAGGAUAUGGAAGACGCGCUCAAAAAUGUGCACCAAGCCGAGGUUGCCCGUAUCAUUACUGAAAAUGAGUCUAAAAUGAACGAAUUGAAGCGUGAACAUAUUCUUCAACGUGACCAGGAAAAGGAAGCUGCCGAGGAGAAACAUAAGUUAGUUCUUGCAGAACUGGCAACGACUCAUGCUACUUUGCUUGCCACCUUAGAGGGAAAGCAUCAAGCUGAUUUGGUACAAGCUCGUGUACAGUUACAAGGUGACUUGACUGGACAAACAAGCCAAGAAAUUCAAAGUUUAAAUGAAAAGUUUGCCCUCCAAUUAAAGGAUGUCCAGGAGAAGCAUGAGGCUGAAAUUGCUGCUCUUCAAGCUGCUAACGAAAAACUUGAAGCUGAACAUGCUGACGCUUUUGUUGAAUUAAAGACAGCUCACCAAAGUCAAUUAGAGAAGGCUGAGGAGCAAUUGAAGGCCAGUACCUCGAACACUGAAUUGAUCGAUACUUUUGAAAAGAAAAUCCAAGAUUUGAAAGAAGCACACGCAAAAGAGUUGGCCCAGCUUACACAAGAUCAUGAUAAACAAUGCCAAGAAUGGCAGGCUACUAACACCUCAAUCAUGGAUAUUGAAAAGUCUCAUGCUGACGCCCUCGAUAAGCUUGGAAAAGAACACAUUACUGAACUGCAAGAGCAUAAAGACUUGAGUGAAAAAACUCUGCAGGAAGCCCUUGAAAAAUUGGAGAAUGCACAUAAGGCUAUCCUUAGCGAGGAGUUGUCCAAUUUGAAUGCCAAACACCAAGAAGAACUCAAGGUACUAGGCGAAGAACAGACCAACAAAAUUGCAGAGAUUGAAAAGGCGCAUGUUUUGGCACUUGGUUUACUCCAAACUGAAUUAGCUCUUAAGACGGAAGCUCUUGAAUCAGCUCAGGAUCUUUCCAAGAAGAGCAUUGAAAAGCAAACCCAAGAUCAUCAGUUGGCUUUGGAAAAAUUGGAAGAAGCCCACAAGGAAAAACUUGAUAACUUUUUGCAGCAAAUUGAGACUUUGAAGAAUUCUGGCAAUGGAGAAAUCACCGACAUUGUUAACAAGUAUGAAAAAGAAAUGACUGAACUGAAAGAAAAGCAUGGACAAGAAAUUUCCAAACUUCAAGUCACGCAUGAGCAAAUGACACAGGACCACGACUUAUUACGUGAAGAAACCAUCGAAAAGUUAACAGAGGCACACAAGAUUGCGAUUGAGACAUUGGAAAAUGAACACAAAAAGGUUGCACAGGAUCAGGAACAUAAUUCCCACAACGAGUUCAAGUUACGAACUGAAACUUUGACUGAAACACAUGCGCAGGAAAAGAAAACAUGGGAGGAAAAGCAACAGAAGGAAGUCUCCGAUUUGAAGACUGAACAUGCCGUAGCAUUGGCCGCUUUAAUGCAAUCUUUAGAACUUGCAAAGAAGGAGCAUGAAAGUGACAUUCAAAACUUAAAGGACGAACACGAGCUUAUCCUUAAUCAGUUGGCCUCCACUCAUACAAGCUCCGUUGAAGCCAUCCAAAGUAGCCAUAUUGAAACUAUGAAAGAGAUUGAAUCCAGAACAAUCGGUGACACUGAAAAAAUAAAGGUAACUAGCUGUGUAACCCAAUACCAAGAAAUAACUCAUGAUCUAAAAAAAUUUCUGUAACUUUUUUUUUCUUUAAAUAGGGUGAUAUUAAAUCAAAUUAUGAUUCUCUUUUGGAAGAUUUGAAGCGCACACAUGAUGCUACUAUCCAAGACUUAAAGAAGGAGUUUGAAGAGAGUAACCAAAAGCUGAUCAGUAAAAUGGGACUUCAAUCUGAAAAUAUUAGAUCCCAAGUUGAGGUAAAAAAAAGCAUAUUCUAUAUUUAUCAUUUGUGUCCGACCAAUGGCGUGGGGGA
Molecule: messenger RNA, 2332 nt
Organism: Mucor mucedo
Lineage: Eukaryota; Fungi; Mucoromycota; Mucoromycetes; Mucorales; Mucoraceae
Exons: 1
Coding region: 328-2100 (590 amino acids)
Source: RefSeq, a predicted model, not a curated record